Molecule: messenger RNA, 1044 nt
Organism: Aspergillus vadensis CBS 113365
Lineage: Eukaryota; Fungi; Ascomycota; Eurotiomycetes; Eurotiales; Aspergillaceae
Product: zinc-dependent alcohol dehydrogenase family protein
Exons: 4
Coding region: 1-1044 (347 amino acids)
Molecular function (GO): oxidoreductase activity
Source: RefSeq, a predicted model, not a curated record
AUGGGCGCUACAUCUCAGAAGCAGUGGACCGUCCUUAACAAGGACAACGACUUCGAUGGCCUCACCUUUGGCGAGGCCCCUAUCCCGAAAGUCGGUGAGAACGAGGUUUUGGUCAAGUUCCACGCUGCGUCGUUGAACUUCCGUGACCUGAUCAUCCCCAAGGGCCAAUAUCCCUUUGCGCUCAACUUUCCGGUUGUUCCUGGCUCCGAUGGUGCCGGUGAGGUUGUCGAGACUGGCUCCAAGGUGACUCAGUUCAAGAAGGGUGACAAGGUUGUCACUCUGUUCAACCAGCAACACCAGUAUGGUCCUAUCGAUGGCCGCGGUGCCAGCUCUGGUCUUGGAGGUGUUAUUGACGGUACCCUCCGUCAGUACGGUGCCUUCAACGAGAACGGUCUGGUCAAGAGCCCCGAGAACCUCAACCACCUCGAAGCCAGCACUCUCUCCUGCGCUGCUCUGACGAGCUGGAAUGCUUUGUAUGGCUUGAAGCCUUUGCAGCCUGGUCAGACUGUGUUGGUACAGGGAACCGGAGGUGUUAGCAUUUUCGCUUUGCAGUUUGCUAAAGCCGCCGGGGCAAGGGUCAUUGCUACUACCUCGUCCGAGGAGAAGGCGAAGAAACUGAAGGAAUUGGGUGCCGACCAUGUCAUCAACUACAAGACUGAGCCCAACUGGGGUGAUGUGGCCCGCAAGCUGACUCCUGACAACGUUGGUGUCGACCACAUUAUCGAGGUCGGAGGCAGCGGUACUCUCAACGAGAGUUUCAAGUGCAUCAAGUUCGAGGGUGUGAUCAGCAUCAUCGGAUUCGUCGGUGGCGUUGACCCCAACUCCAUGCCCAACGUCCUCGAUACCUUGAGCCACAUUUGUACUGUCCGUGGUAUCUAUGUUGGUAGCAAGGCUAUGAUGAACGACAUGGUCCGGGCCAUUGAGGCCAACAACAUCCACCCGGUUGUGGAUGAGAAGGUCUUCACCCUGGAGCAGACUCGGGAAGCCUACGAGUACAUGUGGGGACGCAACCACUUUGGCAAGCUGGCCAUCAAGAUCGAAUAA